Molecule: messenger RNA, 4259 nt
Organism: Pteropus alecto (black flying fox)
Lineage: Eukaryota; Metazoa; Chordata; Mammalia; Chiroptera; Pteropodidae
Gene: CD2BP2
Product: CD2 cytoplasmic tail binding protein 2
Exons: 7
Coding region: 184-1206 (340 amino acids)
Cellular component (GO): U5 snRNP
Molecular function (GO): protein binding
Source: RefSeq, a predicted model, not a curated record
GAAUCCUUGUGGCUUUGCCGCCUCUCUUAUUUGUACUCAUAGUCCGGGACAGCUGGGGUCACCCCGCGGAAUUGGGAGUUUGGCGCAGGGUGGCCAGGACACGAGGUCCUGUGUCCGCCCGAGCCUCACGGGCUCUGAGGGAACUGGCAGUGGAGGACUUGGUGAAGGCCCCUCUGUCCAGUUAUGUCAAAGAGGAAAGUGACCUUCCAAGGCUUGGGAAAUGAGGAUGAUGAAGACGAAAUCAGUGUCCCCAAGAAGAAGCUGGUGGACUCUGUGGCUGGGGCAGGAGGUCCUGGGAGCCGCUUUAAAGGCAAGCACUCUUUGGACAGCGAUGAGGAGGAUGAUGAUGAUGAGGGGUCCAGCAAAUAUGACAUCCUGGCCUCAGAGGAUGUAGAAGGUCAGGAAGCAGCCACACUCCCCAGCGAGGGAGGGGUACGGAUCACACCCUUCAACCUACAGGAAGAGAUGGAGGAAGGCCACUUUGAUGCUGAUGGCAACUACUUCUUGAACCGGGAGGCUCAGAUACGAGACAGCUGGCUAGACAACAUUGACUGGGUUAAGAUCAGGGAGCGGCCACCUGAUCAGCACCCACCAUCAGACUCAGAGGAGGAGGACAGCCUGGGCCAGACACCAAUGAGUGCCCAAGCCCUCCUGGAGGGCCUUCUGGAGCUGCUGUUGCCGAGAGAGACAGUGGCUGGGGCGCUGAGGCGCCUAGGGGCCAGAGGAGGAGGCAAAGAUGGCAGCAAGGGGCCUAGGCGGCCUAGUUCCCCCCAGCGCUUGGACCGGCUCUCCGGGUUGGCUGACCAAAUGGUGGCCCGGGGCAACCUUGGUGUAUAUCAGGAGACAAGGGAACGGUUGGCCAUGCGGCUGAAGGGGUUGGGGUGCCGGACCCAGGGACACCCUGACCCCAAGCCCCCACCUUCUCUGGACAUGUUUGCUGAGGAAGUGGCAGAGGGGGAGCUGGAGACCCCAACCCCUGCCCAGAGAGAAGCAGAUUCGCCAGGAGAUGGUUUGCUGGAUGUGAUGUGGGAGUAUAAGUGGGAGAACACAGGGGAUGCUGAGCUGUACGGGCCCUUUACCAGCACCCAGAUGCAGACCUGGGUGAAUGAAGGCUACUUCCCGGAUGGUGUUUAUUGUCGGAAGCUGGACCCCCCUGGUGGACAGUUCUACAACUCCAAACGUAUUGACUUUGACCUCUACACCUGAGCCUACUGAGGGCUCACUUAGGUGGCCCCUUCUUUCCUGGACUCUGUGAAGGAGGCUCCAGCUGCCUCAGGCAGUGAGGAUAUUGGGGGCAACUUUUCAGUCAAUUUUCCUUUCCCAAUAAAAGCCUUUAGUUGUGUGUUAGGGCCUUGGCUUUGCUGAUGGCCAGAAGCCAGAGACCACAGCCCCUUUGGACUUGCCUUGGUCUUAUAGUGUUUCCUCAUGAAGUUCCUCUUUGACAGUUCUGGUCCCUCAAACCAUCUCCUGUUUACUGUUCAUAAGGGCAGAGCCAGGGCUGUCAGGUGAACAGUGGCCUCCCUUUUUGGAUGCAGAUCACCAUCUAAAAAUCUCUUUACUCGUGUGGCAUUCUUUGGUAUCCUCUGGGCUUCCUGUUUUGCUUUUCUUCGGUCUUUGGUCUUUAGGACCUCAGAGUCUCUCCUUGCAAACAGUGCAGGGUAGAGCCCUAGCAGCGGAGAUUUUAGGUCUGAUGGGCUGGGGCAUCUGUUGGUUUUGAGUAGGAAGCAUGGUACUCACUGGCUUCUCAUUUUCUCAGGCUCCUUAGGUGAAGUACAGACUCAGUAUUGACUCUUGAAGGACUCCAAGGCCACCUGGGCAAACCAUCCAUAGAAUAGGCACAGAGAGGGACAGCACCUCACUGAAGGUUACACAGUUAAUCAGAGGACUGGCCCAGACCCAAUGGGCUCCCUUCCCAGACCUUUCUUGGUACUAGGUCUUUUCUACCUGGCCUUGAAGCCCUGAGCUUACAUUUCCUGAGCUUCCAAAGUGUGCCUGGCACUGAACUAGUGCCUUGAGGAAACUGAGAUAACUGGGCUGGUCCCCUUUCAGGAGUUCACAGUCAGGAGUGUAGGUGAAGAGGGAGAUAGACAAGUAUAAUUGUACAGUCUGGACCUACCACUACCACCCUCCCAGCCCAUCAGUAUGGCUUAAAGCCUCUCCUCACUUGACCAGUUUAGAUUUUUCCCUCCACUUUUUCAACUUGGCUGUCCAUUGGAAUCUCAUAGAGAGCUGUUAAAUCACUCCUCAGAGACUCCGAAUGAGUUGGUUUAGGUAGUGGCCUGGCAGUUGGGUUUUUAAAAAGUUCUCAGGUCUUUCUAAUGUGUGGCCAGGUGGAGAGCCAUUGGAUCUGACUCCCAUGACAAGUUAUACCUGGGGAGAGGGGCUGGUUCCUGGACUCCGCCGUGGUAGAGCUGAGCAUGUGUCUGGCCAGGGCUCUGGUUGAUUCUGUUAGUUACAGGAGAGCUGAGCACCAGAGCCGUGGAUGCAUGGGAGCUCCAGGGUGGAAGGAACCAGGACUGGAACUAGGAAAGACUUGGGCGGGGAUGGGGUGGGGUUACCUGAUGUAAGUGAGGCCUCCAACUUCUGUAAUAAUGAGACCCACUCUUAAGUGCCAGGCCACGCCAGGUUUUCAUUGACUCCAAAAUACCUUUGGUUGUAAGAUGGCUUUAUGUCAAUAAGAAGGGAAACCCUACCAAUUAUGUUUGUAAGAUGUCAUUGAUUAAAAGGUACAUCCUGAUUUCAGAAGUGAAAAGCAGGUGUCUUAAGACCAAUGAAAUGCAGUGUUCACGUUCGUAUCCUUAGUGAUUAGUGUUUGGUGAAUAGGUAGGAGCACAGGAGGUGACUCCCCUGGAUGUCAUCCCACAGGUCCCUCAGGCUCUCCCUGUCGCAAACGGACCUCUUACCCUCACAACCUCUUCCUGUAUUAAGCUCCCCGAUGAUAGCCUGUGUGGACAGAAUGAUGCCCCUCACAAAGAAUUUCACAUCCUCAACCUCAGAACCUGUGAUACAUGACCUUAUAUGGCAAAAGGGACUUUGCAGAUGUGAUUAAUAAUUUUGAGAUGGGGAGAUUAUUCUGGAUAAUUGAGGUAGGCCCAAUGUAAUCACAAGGGUCUUAGGAAGUGAAAGAAGUCGGGACGGUCAAAGUGAGAAAGGGAGGCAAAAAUAUUACACUGUUUCUGGCUUUGAAGGUGGAUGAGUCAUGUGCCAAAGAAUGCAGUAGUCUGGAAAAGCUGGAAAAGGCAAGAAAAUGGAUUCUUCCCACAAUCUCCACAAAAAAAUGCAGCCCCACUGACAGGAUUUUAGCCCAGUGAAAACCAUUUUGGAUUUCUGAUGCUAGAAGUUUGUGGUCAUUUGUUAUAGCCCCAGUAGGAAACUAAUACCCCAUCCAGCUGAACGCCUCUUCCCCUCAUGGAUAUCACUAAGUUCUCUCUGUGGCCAUGUCCCUCUUUUAAGCACCUAUCAGCACUUAACUCCCUUGCUUUAAAAAAAACAAGACUUUGUAUGUGCAUGUUUAAAUUUUUAUUUAAGCCUUUUCUAUUUUACAAUAGUUUAGUAGAUUCACAAGAAAUUUACAAAAAUAGCACAGAAAGUUCAUUCAUUUCCUCCUAUUAACAUUUUUCGGUGGCACAUUUGUCACAACUAAUGAACCAACAGUGUUACUUAUAUAUUUUUAACAAAUUUAUUGAGACAUUCACCCAUGUAAAGUAUACAAUUCAAUGGUUUUUAGUAUCUUCAUAGGGUUGUGCAAUUAUCACUACAAUCUAAUUUUAGAACAUUUUUGCCUAGCCUAAAAGCAACCCCACCCAUUACCACUCCCUCCCCAUCACUCCUCAUUAUGCCUUCACCUUCCAAUCUCUGCAACCACUUAUCUACUUCCUGUCUCUGUAGAUUUGCCUAUUCUGGACAUUUCAUACAAAUCUUACAAUAUGUGGUUUUUUGUGUCGUGUCAGCUUCUUCUGUUUAGCAUGUAUUUAAGAUUCUUCCUUGUAACAUUCUUUUUUAUUGCUGAAUAGUAUUCCAUUGUAUGGAUGUAUGGCAUAUUACUAUUAGCUAAACCUCACACUUUAUUUGGGUUUUACUAAUUUUUCCUUUAUGUCCUUUUUCUGUUUCAGAAUCCCUUCUAGGAUACCCCAUUACAUUUAGUUGCCAUGCCUCUUUAGUUUCCUCUGGUCUGACAGUUUCUCAGACUUGUUUUUGCUGACCUUGAUAGUUUUGAGGAGUAUUGAUUAGGUAUUUUGUAAUAUAUUCCUAACAUUUGA